CGCCGGGGCGGGGGGCGCCGUGACGCGCGCCGUGACGCGCGACGCGGCGCGACGCGGUGACGCACGCCCCUUUGUUGGCUCAGUAGCGGCAGCGGCGGCCGUGGAGGUGGCGCUCGGGGCUGUUUUCUCUGAGCGGCCGGAGCGGAGCGGCGUCUGACUGAGGCGGGCGGCCGCAGGCCCUGGCCCCGUCCCGCCUCCUGCUGCUCCUGCUGCCGCCGCGCGCCCGUCCGCCCGCCGCCGCCGCCGCCCCGCGCCGGGGACGAGUCGCGGUUCGCGCGGCCGCCGCCGAGGCCUGCGCCCCGGACAGCCGCCGGAGCCGGAGCCGAGAAGCCGGGGCCUCGCUCGCGGUGUCCCCGCCCUCCCUCGUCUCCCCUCCUCCUCCCUCCCCGGGCCUCGGGCCCCGCCGUCGCGCCAUGGACUCGGACGAAGGCUACAACUACGAGUUCGACGAAGACGAGGAGUGCAGCGAGGAGGACAGCGGCGCCGAAGAGGAGGACGAGGACGACGACGAGCCGGACGAUGAUAACCUGGACCUGGGCGAGGUGGAGCUGGUGGAACCCGGGCUGGGCGUCGGCGGGGAACGGGACGGACUGCUGUGCGGGGAGACGGGCGGCGGCGGCGGCGGCAGCGCCUUGGGGCCGGGCGGCGGAGGUGGCGGAGGCGGCGGCGGCGGGCCGGGGCACGAGCAGGAGGAGGACUACCGCUACGAGGUGCUCACGGCCGAGCAGAUCCUGCAGCACAUGGUGGAGUGCAUCCGGGAGGUCAACGAGGUCAUCCAGAAUCCCGCAACUAUCACAAGAAUACUCCUUAGCCACUUCAAUUGGGAUAAAGAGAAGCUAAUGGAAAGGUACUUUGAUGGAAACCUGGAGAAGCUCUUUGCUGAGUGUCAUGUAAUUAAUCCAAGUAAAAAGUCUCGAACACGCCAGAUGAAUACAAGGUCAUCAGCACAGGACAUGCCUUGUCAGAUCUGCUACUUGAACUACCCUAACUCGUAUUUCACUGGCCUUGAAUGUGGACAUAAGUUUUGUAUGCAGUGCUGGAGUGAAUAUUUAACUACCAAAAUAAUGGAGGAAGGCAUGGGACAGACUAUUUCGUGUCCUGCUCAUGGUUGUGAUAUCUUAGUGGAUGACAACACAGUUAUGCGCCUGAUCACAGAUUCAAAAGUUAAAUUAAAGUAUCAGCAUUUAAUAACGAAUAGCUUUGUAGAGUGCAAUCGACUGUUAAAGUGGUGUCCUGCACCAGAUUGCCACCAUGUUGUUAAAGUCCAAUAUCCUGAUGCUAAACCAGUUCGCUGCAAAUGUGGACGCCAGUUUUGCUUCAACUGUGGAGAAAACUGGCAUGAUCCUGUUAAAUGCAAGUGGUUAAAGAAGUGGAUUAAAAAAUGUGAUGAUGACAGUGAAACUUCAAAUUGGAUUGCGGCCAAUACAAAGGAAUGUCCCAAAUGCCAUGUCACAAUUGAGAAGGAUGGCGGUUGUAAUCACAUGGUCUGUCGUAACCAGAACUGUAAAGCAGAGUUUUGCUGGGUGUGUCUUGGCCCUUGGGAACCACAUGGAUCUGCCUGGUACAACUGUAAUCGCUAUAAUGAGGAUGACGCAAAGGCAGCAAGAGAUGCCCAGGAGCGCUCGAGGGCAGCCCUGCAGAGGUAUCUGUUCUACUGUAAUCGCUAUAUGAACCACAUGCAGAGUCUACGCUUCGAGCACAAACUGUAUGCUCAGGUGAAGCAGAAGAUGGAGGAGAUGCAGCAGCACAACAUGUCGUGGAUUGAGGUGCAGUUCCUCAAGAAAGCUGUGGAUGUCCUCUGCCAGUGCCGUGCCACACUCAUGUACACUUACGUCUUCGCCUUCUACCUCAAAAAGAAUAACCAGUCCAUUAUCUUUGAGAAUAACCAAGCAGAUCUAGAGAAUGCCACAGAGGUGCUCUCGGGCUACCUCGAACGAGAUAUUUCCCAAGAUUCUCUGCAGGAUAUAAAGCAGAAAGUACAAGAUAAGUACAGAUACUGCGAGAGUCGCCGGAGGGUUUUGCUGCAGCAUGUGCAUGAAGGCUAUGAGAAAGAUCUGUGGGAGUACAUUGAGGACUGAGAGUGGCCCCGCAUAAAAUGAACUCUGAAAACUUUACCAUCUAGAGUGCUCAUGCAAUUAAAACAAAACAAACACAAACAAGGAGGCACUAAGCCUAUUCUGACACCACUGGUCUAUAGCACCAGAAUUCUGUUUUGUUAACGGAAAGUUUAAGUAAAUUAUAUUGUAAUAAAAAAAGGUAGAUAAACCAUUGUACAACAGUAUUCUAGGCCGCCAACAAAGUGUGACACACACUAAAAGCCCUCCAACUUUAACUUGUAACGUAGCUUCAUUCUCAAAGCUGACUCCUUGUUUAUUUUUCUUUUUCCUGAGUGUAGUACACUUAAAAAUUACCAACAGCUCCUUGACACUGCUUUUCAUGCCCAAACCAGCCGUUUUGUUGUACUUUGGUAAAGGCCUUCUUCCCUCUCCUACCCUGCACCACACAGUGCGCCCACACACACAGACUGAUUCUCUCAUACUCCAGGUCGUGAGUGAAUGAUGUACUCCUUGUGAAGCAGAUGCUUAGGACAGGAAAGAGGGUAGGCAGCACGAGGAUUAAACAAACAAAAAUACUUUGUAUAUGACUUUUAAAAACAAGAGGACAACACAGUAUUUUUCAAAAAUUGUAUAUAGCGCAUAUGCAUGGACAAAGCAAGCGUGGCACGUGUUUGCAUAAUGUUCAAUUACAAAAAUAUUUAUUCUUUAAAAAUCUUCAAGAUUAUGUCUAUUUGCUGUGCAUUUUCUUUUUCAGUUUGUUUAUCUUCCUGGGAUUGGGUUUGGGAUGGAAAGUGUGUACUGAUUGUCACUCUGAAGAUUCAGAGUAUUAGGCACCCCUUCCUGGUUGCUUGGCCCUUCUAGUUGCUGUUUCGGCCCCUGCCUUGAAUUCCCAGCUCUUGAUGGCAGGGAUGGGGGUGCCGCUUCCGGACUCCGUGCUGUGGCCAACAAGGGCUGCCAGGAGGAGUUGCGAUGCUGCAGUUCUCACGUGAUCCUGUCCCCAGCCUAAUCCCUGACGGCCUCCUGCCUCUCCCUUGUCCUGGUGCCCAUGUCCUGCACAUGGCCAUGGGCUGCCCAGGCACCCUUUCACAUCCAGAGGGAGCACUCAAAGCUUCUUUUUUCUUUUUGGUUUUCCCUUUGUUGCUGCUUUGAGCCUUUUAAGAUUUCAGUUGUGGCUCUUCACUCACCCCUGUCCUACUUAAGGCACCAAACCGAAUGUUUUUGCUUUAACUUUAAUAAAUACCCAUUCACUUAG
Ochotona princeps (American pika) is the source of this 3309-nucleotide messenger RNA. It is a transcript of the gene ARIH1, whose product is annotated as ariadne RBR E3 ubiquitin protein ligase 1. The transcript has 14 exons. The record is from RefSeq and is a predicted model, not a curated record. The coding region runs from base 414 to 2078 and encodes 554 amino acids. Gene Ontology annotation, cellular component: ubiquitin ligase complex; cytoplasm; nucleus. NCBI's taxonomy places the organism in Eukaryota, Metazoa, Chordata, Mammalia, Lagomorpha, Ochotonidae. Gene Ontology annotation, biological process: positive regulation of proteasomal ubiquitin-dependent protein catabolic process; ubiquitin-dependent protein catabolic process; protein polyubiquitination. Gene Ontology annotation, molecular function: zinc ion binding; ubiquitin protein ligase activity; ubiquitin conjugating enzyme binding.